Spinacia oleracea (spinach) is the source of this 1399-nucleotide messenger RNA. RefSeq lists its product as uncharacterized. NCBI's taxonomy places the organism in Eukaryota, Viridiplantae, Streptophyta, Magnoliopsida, Caryophyllales, Amaranthaceae. The record is from RefSeq and is a predicted model, not a curated record. The coding region runs from base 39 to 974 and encodes 311 amino acids. The transcript is spliced from 4 exons.
UUUUUGACAACACAGCCCAUUCAAGUCUCAAACUCACUAUGGAAAACACAGGUGAAACAGCAGCAACAACAACACUAGCAGUUUCAGAAAACCCAGAAAACUCAAAAAAGCAAGAAACAGAGAAAGUGAUGAAUGGCAUCUCCUCCUCUUCUUGUUCAUCCUCAGAUGCAGCAACACAUUACUACAUUUCAAUCCCAAGAACAUCAAUUUACAUUCUAGUAUUUCUCUUUAUAAUCGGUGUUGGAGUUUCACUCUUCAUCCUUAUUGAAGUUCACAAUGCCCUCUUCUUCCUCGCUUCUCUUUCUCUCUCCUCCAUUGUUGCCUCCUUUCUUAUCUGGAAUACUAUCUGCUUCCGCCGCAACACCUCCCUCCUCCGCUUCCUCCGCUCCUUUCCUGUCUCCAACCUCCGCUUCGCCCGUCAUGGCCAGCUCGUCAAAAUUACUGGGCCAGUUUCAUGCGGUGAUGUUUCAUUAGAAACAUCUUAUGAGAAGGUUGGUAGAUGCGUUUACACGUCUACUCUUUUGUAUGAAUAUAUAGGAUUUGGAUUCAAGGCUUUGAAUGUUAAACAACCAUUUCUUUGGAGAUUAGCCGAUUCUGAGAGAGUCUGUACAGAUUUCUACAUAUCUGACGAAAACUCAGGUAUCCGAACUUUGGUAAAAGGUGGAUAUGGAUGUAGACUCAUUCCCCUUAUCGUUGAGAGCAAGCUUGUAUACACAAGUAAAAACAGAAUUCUAUCCCCCGACUUGACAAAAUGGCUAACAGACAGAAACCUUGCAACCAAUUCUCGGGUGAUACGCCUUGAAGAAGGCUAUAUAAAAGAAGGUGACUGUGUUACUGUCCUAGGCAUGCUGCAUAGAGGUGGUGAUGAUAUUGCAAUGGUUGUUCAGCCACCAGAACUCAUCUCUACAGGUUGUCUGUGGCAAAGACUACUCUUACCUGUCAAUUUCGACGGCCUUCUUCUCGGCCUCCUCUGAUACCACUGACACUGCUGAUAAAAGUAAUCAGCAUUCAUGAUCAAGUGCUUAACCCAACAGUAGUAACAUUGCAAGGAUUUUGACUUCCAUUUUGUAAACAUGGUUCAGGGUUUCUGUUGAAGAAGUCAACAGGGAUGCAUUACCAUUAAAACUUGCAAAGUUCAGUAGUAUCAUGCUGAAUUGAUGAUGCGGCAUAUUCUGCAGAUAGGAUUAAAGUGGUUGCGGUUACGGUUUUCACCACCAUUAUUUUGAAUGUGAAAUGAACAGAAUCCUAAUUAUGAAGAGACUGUUAAGUUGUUCAUUUUCAUUUUCAUUUUCAUUACUCUUUUGCCAUAAGAUUUAGUUGUUGAUCCUUUUUUUUCAUGAAUACUUGUAAUAGUUUGACUGGUACACUUACUUAAUACUCCAUACACUUUUGACCAUAA